CGUCGCGUCGUCAAGACAAGUCGCUGCACACUACUUAACCAACAGCGUACCGCCUGUUCCACGUCACGAACGUACAUUAUCCCACCAACAUGUCCGAGACUGACCGCAAGCCAACGACCAAGAAGUCGGCGCCCAAGGAGCCUGCCUCCUCCUCCGGCUCGAUCCUCCCCCGCCUGCUCGUGCUGGCCAUCUUCCUGCCCCUCCUCUCGCACUUCCUCACGGGCAACUACACGUUCUCGCUCGGCCCCGUCGUGCGGCCGUACAUCAAGGCGGUGCGCACGCACCCGCUCAACCCGCUCGCGGCGCCGCAGCGCGAGUUUACGCUGCUCGAGCUCGCGCGCCACGACGGCGCCGACCCCAACAAGCCGAUUUACAUCAGCAUCAAGGGCCAGGUGUUUGACGUGUCGGCCAACCCCCGCGUGUAUGGCAAGGGCGGCGCGUACAACAUGAUGGCCGGCCGCGACGCGUCCCGCUCGUUCGUGACGGGUUGCUUCCAGACGCACCUCACCCACGACCUGCGCGGCUUCACCGACCAGGACAUGGCCUCGCUCGACCACUGGGUCAAGUUCUUCACAGACUCGGACAAGUACCACAAGGUCGGCACCGCCAUCCUCCCCCCGAUCCACCCCGACACGCCCAUCCCGGCCGGAUGCCACGACGCGCAGGAGAAGGCAGAGGAGCGCCACGGCCAGAGGCCCCAGAACAAGCCUGCCGGUCACGGUGCUGGCAAGAAGAACCCGCACGGCGGGCGCUAAACAACCCACUGCUCCACCUGCACCGCUCUGCUCUCUGGCAAUGUAUGCAUGUC
Molecule: messenger RNA, 808 nt
Organism: Vanrija pseudolonga
Lineage: Eukaryota; Fungi; Basidiomycota; Tremellomycetes; Trichosporonales; Trichosporonaceae
Gene: MSBP2
Product: Membrane steroid-binding protein 2
Exons: 5
Coding region: 90-755 (221 amino acids)
Cellular component (GO): endomembrane system; membrane
Source: RefSeq, a predicted model, not a curated record